AUGGGUCUUGAAGAUUACCACGUAAUUGAGUUGGUCGGGGAAGGCUCCUUCGGAAAAGUUUACAAAGGGAGGCGCAAAUACACUGGAAAGGUAAAAAUUAUCAGGUUUUUGAACUUUACUAAGUUUUCUAUGACGCGUUGUUUUUGAUUAUUUAUUAUAACCCUUGACACCUUUUUUCUCAGACUGUUGCGUUGAAAUUUAUUCUUAAACAUGGGAAGAGCGAAAAGGAUAUACACAAUUUACGUCAGGAAAUCGAGGUAUCGUAAUUUUAAUCGUUUUAGUAUAGUAAUGAUACUUGUUUUGUGUGUUAUAUGUUUCAACUUUGAAAACCUAGGGAACCGAAUGGACUGGGGGAGCAGUAUGAUCCAGCCUCUCUAUAACCUUUCAAAUAUGAAUCCUUUGAAGAUCCUAGAUGGUCUGUCAGGAUUUUGGAUGUGGGGUACGGUGUCUGGAACGCAUGACAUUUGGGUGGGGUUAUCAUCGAGGUUUCAUUAAAAGUCAGACGCUUUGCAUCCAUGUUAAUCACGUUAUUUUUGACAUGAUUCUGUAGGCAGCUUCUGUCGAAUCUUCUCAUUAGCUAGAGCUAAAUCUAUGCCCAGAAAUUUUCAAUGGGGAAUAAGCUGGGUCCAAUUGACACGGUCUUUCUUCAUAUUUUUUUAAUUCAAACACAGGAUGUCUAUUGACUAGAAUACACAAAGAGUCGGUGUUUUAAGAGUGACAGGGUCCAUGGCAUGUAGAUGAAAUCAUAUUUGAAAUCUUUCAUACACCUGGUUGGAUACUUCCUAGAAAAGCUAACACACAAUUGUUUAUUCCCUUGUGUGACGAAGGGAACAACUGUUGACAUCAUCUACUUUUUUUGUCCACACGUUGAAAUUUUGAAUGAGAAAUUAUAACCGGAAUGUCAAACAUCAAUGACUAAGAGGAAUUUAGUUCAUUUUUUUCUAAUUUUUAAGCCCUUACCCAGUGCAUCAUGUAUCCUCUUUUGGCAGUGGUUACUUUGAUGAGUGGUUCAUACUUGGUCUCACAACUGUUUCUCAUAAUCCACUUUGAUGUUAAUUUUUUUAUCAUCGAUGUAUUGGCGUAAACUAAAGUUUACAUUAAUUUCGAUAACCUUGGUAACUGUGUACUGAAUAGAAGUCAACAUUGCCUGACAUUCUAGAUUUACUUUUAGGAGACUACCAUCUGCUUAAUUCUAUUUGUACAUUUCACAGAUCCUCAGGAAGUUGAAACAUGAGAAUAUAAUUGAAAUGCUUGAUGCCUUUGAAACUCCUCAGGAGUUUUGUGUUGUUACAGAAUUUGCUCAGGUAAAUUUUUAAUCGGAUAACUGCACAUUUUAGCCAGAUGCAGUAUAGUUGGUGAUUAUCAACCUUUGAUUAAAAUACCACAAUUACUUUUCAGGGAGAACUAUUUGAAAUUCUUGAAGAUGACAAGUGCCUUCCAGAAGAGCAAGUGCAAGCAAUUGCAAAACAGCUGGUAUAACCUUGUUUUGUUUUUUUUUAUACUUCUACUUCAUAUCACAUGUCAGCAAUGAACACUAUCUUAUUUUCAGGUCAGAGCACUGCAUUACUUACAUUCCAAUCGCAUCAUUCAUCGGGAUAUGAAGCCACAGAACAUUCUCAUUGGACCUGGAUCUGUUGUCAAGGUUUGCUUUUGACAUGGAAAAAGCUGUUUCAUUUGACAUUUGAUUCAUGCUUCCAUUGAUUGACUCAUCCACACGCUAUUUUAGUUGUCCAUUCAGUACACUGGGAAUCACAGGGACCUACCAUGAACUCCGACACACUUUUUUUGUGAGCAGUUUUCCAGGAUUUUAUUCAUCCAUGGUUUAACAUAGUUUCGAAGUAUGAUACCAUCCGCACUAUCUGACUGGGUUGAUAUUGACUUUCUAAAGAGUAAAUUGUCCUGAGUAGCUUCACGAACUCCGAGGAUAAAAAUAAUCAAGGUCAUCUUACACGUACAUCUAGUUUUCAUCAGCUUUUGCGUUUGAAAGUUUCCCCUGUCUGGAUACAUGCGCUAUAUUUUAUGCAUAGGGUGCUACAUUCGUAUGUCGUUAGAUAGCUAUUUAGGUUCUGGAGUUAAAUCAACUUUCUUCCCUAUUAUUCCAAAGCUUCAUAUGUCAUGUGGCAUCUCUGAUUACAAUCAUACCUCGGUUUUACUCAAUUUCUUGAAUAUCAUUGAGGAGGCCCGUCAUGGAUUAACUGGUUUAAUAAACACAUGAAAAGGAUUGGCAGUUAGAUUCAAUCUCUGUUACGCAUUUCUAACUUAGAUUUUACCCCCUGCAUUAAGUCAUAAUGAGUGCAGUAGUAAUUCCUCUAAGUGGGUGCAUGAUCGCUUAAAAACAUGUAAUUCCUAAUUGUUGAUUGAGAGACUGUGGACAAAUGAAAUAUGAUUGUUAUCGAUUUAUCUAUCUUUGUUUUUUAUUCAUUAGUCACUUAAAAAAUCUUCUGGGCAUGAGAAUUAAGGAAAUCAACCUUAGUUUAGCCUUACAUUCCUCUAGCUGUAGUCUGCCAUUUGACUGUUUCCCCUCCUACUAAGUGUUAUGAGAAGAGUUGCUCUUUGGAGAGCACAGUGCAAUGAAAGUUGUAAGCUGUGUUCGGGGGGGAGUUAUUGUCUAUCGUUGGCCUCUAUAGUAGAGUCAGUUGGAGAGGCCUGAGAGGCUGUGGUUUACUCCGUUGUCGAUGUCAGCAGUUCAAGUCCGCUUAUCUCCAGCCCAUGAACUUGGCCGAAACUCUGAAAUGAGUAGGGUGUCCUCAGGUUCUUUGAAUUUGUUGCUUUUUUUAUUAACAUCACUUCUUUUUUUGCUUCAAAAGAGGACCAUAUUGCUUGUUUUAUUAACAUGAGGACGGAAUCCAAAAACUUCCUUUGUGAAUCUUUCAUCUGAUGGCAGCUAUGUGACUUUGGUUUUGCUCGGGCAAUGUCAGCAAAUACAGUAGUUUUGCGGUCUAUAAAAGGUUAGCUCUUCAUUGUUCCAGCCUUAUCAAAGAUGUGAUCAUUUGUGGAUUCUUUUGUUGUACGCUGAUAUUGUGAUAGUUAACAUUUGUAUAAUAAUUUUUUCUUUGUGACAUUCAGGCACACCUUUGUACAUGGCUCCAGAACUUGUGAGGGAACAGCCCUACAAUCACACAGUGGAUUUAUGGUCUUUGGGUGUAAUUUUGUACGUCAAUAAACCUUUACAGUAAAUCGUGGCCAUUUCUUAAUUUUUCUUGUGAAAAUGUUCAGUGUUUAUCAUUCAAAACGAAAUAUCAAUAUUUUUGAUUUUUUUUUUCUUUGAGGCAUCUAUUUUUGUCAUCUCUGUUGCAUGUGUACUGUCUCUCUAGUUUAGUCAGAUCUAAGUUUGUGGUCUGUUUAAGGUUACAGAAUUUUAUUCACAAAUUACAUUACUCUUAUGACAUGACAUGAACUUCUUCCAUUGAUUAUAAUCAGCCUUCUUGGCCAAAUAUGGGUAUUGGACCUUGAUCAUUAGGUCCGUGUCCAUGUGCCUAGUUAAUCACUUAUCAGUUCAUUGUUUUUUUUUAAAAAUUUGGUUGAAAUCGUUGCGUGUUCUUGGAGGGUUAAAUGGGUUCACAUGCCAGUUUGUUUCAUGUUUAAAGUGAAGAAGAACAUAUAUCCAAGUCGAGAGAAGGGCGGGACACCUGGAAAACCCUAGGACGGGAAGAAGAACGCCUUCAAGGAGUAGAAGCGUAGAACACCCGGAAAACCUUAGGACAGGCAACUUUUUAUUGGAUAACAGAAAGCUUCGAAUUUCAGGCUCUGGUCAAAACAUUUAAUAAGUUGAAUUCUGAGGGCAAUUCUUUAUUUCCUACUCUGUGUGCCUUUCUAUUUUUCCUGGUGCAAUUGCUAAAUCUGCACAAUUUCCCGUUCACGUAUGGAGGGACCUACCCCCAUUUUGGCUCUUAUACAUGCCCGCUACUAUGACAGCUAACAUAAUUUUUCUUAUGGCUAGGCUUCAACCUCUUUUUACAGGCAUACCUUAUAUAAUGAAUAUAAUUUCCUUAAUAGGUGUAGUCAUUCUACAGUUAGGAGCAACUUUGUGUCUUAUUCAAAGAAAUAAUAAAGUUUAGCCUGCUCUUCAGUACGUUAUGUUAGCCAGAAAAGCACCUUCAGUCCAAGGGGAGAAGGGUAGAACACAAAUAAAUCCUAAAGUAUUGAGGUAGAGAAGUGUGGAGAAUAGAUGGGGGCUCUAACCUUAGGUCGAACUAUAGAGAGAAUCACCUUCUCUUGCUCGUUUGUCCUAAGAGUAAUGCUUUCUAUAUGGACGCACCAAUACAAGUAUAAUGAGCCCAAAGUGGACAUAAUAGGCUAGUAGGGCCAAAUAAGGUCUGAUAUUUAAUUGGGGCCAGCCGACUCUAAAAUAGAGAAACAAAAAAAAGGAUAACUUAUUCAACACAAGGCAUUUAUUUUUAAGUCAAUUUUGGAAUGGAUGUUUCUAUGGAAGCAUUAGACAAUACACGUGGUUUGACAUGUAUAUAUACAUGCAUAUGUUAGGAUAAGUUGAUACUCUCUUCAAGAAUAAACUUUCUUGUGUGGAAUAGAAAAUGACAAAUAUGAUUAGUCAUGAGACCCAAUGGAAUUUCUCGACUCUGACCAGAAUAAAAACAUGCUGGUACAAGAAUUUUGCAUCUGCACAUCAAGAUUUUAUCUGAUGUGUUUUCAGAUUCCAAAUCCUAAAACAUGAAAUGGUUGUCAAGUUCUUUUCAUUGAGUUUUUCUGUUCAUUAUUCAUUUUUUUUCUCUUUUUUCAUAAUCCUAAACCAAUUCCUGUUUCCUCACUAUCAAAUUGGGGUGACGAAUAAACAUUAAAAGUUGUUGUGUGACUCAGUAAUGAAUCAAUUUCUGUUCCUCUCAGAAACGUGCGAGUUGACAUACUUUUUAUUGUUUUGCUGAGCUGUUGAUUUGGAUGAAUCUAUCUUGUUCAGUUCGAACGCCAUCAAAAUUUAUUUAUUCAAGGGGAAAAGAGCUUGACAUCAUGGGGAUAAAUCGGAUGAUGUCUGUCUUUUCUUAAGUUUCAGUUCAAUAGUCUCAUCCUCCAGAUGCUGUUCUAUGACUUUCUGGGCUAUAUAUCAAUGACAAAUCGCUUAUGGCAUUUCACAAAAUCUUUUAGAUAGCUCACAGUACAUUUUUUUUGCUUGGGAAUCUUCUGAAGUAUUUAAUGACUUCAUUUUGUUUUCUAAUUAAAAUAAUGGUAUGUGCUGUAUCAGGUAUGAAUUAUUUGUUGGGCAGCCUCCUUUUUAUACGAACUCUGUUUAUGCACUAGUUCGGCACAUCAUCAAGGUGUGUUUUCGUUGUUGUGCUUAUUUGGUCAUAUCAUGGUUUCCUCAAUAUCGGUAAAUAUUUCAUUUUUAAAUUAUGAAUGUUAUGCAUCAGGAUCCGGUAAAAUAUCCAGAGAACAUGAGUUCAAGCUUCCAAAGUUUUCUAAAGGGCUUACUUAACAAGGUUCUGAUGUUUUAUUUCGUCUACGUUUAUGUAUCCAAUCCCGUUGACCUAGGAAAUAAUCUAACACUUUGGUAUGCAGAUACCACAAAGUAGGUUGACAUGGCCGGCAUUACUCGAGCAUCCAUUUGUCAAAGAAACAUCCAAUGAAAUAGACGUCACUGUAAGUGUUUACAGAAAGUUGGUCAACAUGGGAACUCUCAGAUCUUGCAAUUUGUUCAAUAGCUUCAACUAACAAAUCAAUUACAUUUCUGUCAAACAAGAAGAAAGUAGAUCUUGCAACCACAGCAGCUGGAGGAUGUGAGGCAACUCAGAAGAUGGGAAAAAGUCAUCCAAUGCCGACAGUUGGAUCUCCUGCGGCUUAUUCUUCAGGUUUGACUUGCUGUCAGUUGUCUGCAUUUUAUCUGUUUCAUAUCUUGGGGUUCUUUAAUACUCUUCAUGACAGAUGGAGGUCAUUCCCCUUCUCAAGGGAUUCAGAAGGCAGAUGAAGCAGCAAUUGAUGACAAACCUUCCUGCCCAUGCCCUCCUAGUGUACAGCUUUCACAGAAGGACCCGGAGGACCUGCCUGUUUGUGUGGAUAUUGCUCCACCAGGUCUAUUUUUGCCAUGUUAAAUUUACAUGCUCGGGUAUUCUUAUAGUAUUUACCUUUUUGUUUGUGCUUCGUAUAGAUCUUUCAAAUGUGUUUGACUUCCUGUGUAUGGGCUUCCAUUAGGUUAAUAUUGGCUUUUGAUGCAAUACAAAGGUGAUGAAUAGACUGUUUUAGAAUCCUAUUACGCCUUCAUGAACGUUAGCCAAAUGUUUUCUCCUAGGAACUUUUUGGUGGACGGAGGUAAAUAGUUUACAGAUAUGCUGAUUUUUCGGUUUAAUAAGAAAUAAAGUUGCAUUAUGGGCACUUGCAGAAAGCGUAAGCAAGCAACUUUGCUGAUGUCUCUAGUCGAAUCUAGUUUCAUUGAGGAGCAGAACAAUUGGUUCUCUAAUUAUUUUUUCCUCUGGAGUCGUGGGGAUUCUCUCCCAAUAUGGAAAUCAAACAUUGCGUCGAAGUUUUCUAAUUCUGGAUGAUUUUAUCCAAUUUCCUCAAAUUAGUUGUCUGUCAUUUUCGUUACAUAGGAGUUUAUAUUAAUAUUUAUGAAGAAUAAUUGAAUUAAUUACAUAUCUGUUCUUCGGUUCUCAACAGUGACCUAUCUCCUGUUCUCUUUGGCUAAUACUGUGGAUCAUAAUGUCGUGAAUAACUGUUCUUGGUAUUGGGAUCAAUUCAAGGGUUUGUCAAGAUCCCUAGGCUGGCUGAUAGCGUAGUUGCUCUGAUUUUCUUAGUUAUUGUCAAAAGUACAUGCUUCCUCCUCAGAUCUGAUUAAUAAGCACGAUUUGAUUUAAAGGAAUCUUGCAGUUAUUUGAAUCCGCUAUGGUAACUCAUAUUGGCUUGCGCCAAUCUUACUCUGCGGAACCAUUUGUAUUUUGAUUAACAGGUCUUUGUAGAGAAAUAUGCUAUUAUUUUAGUCUGGCAUAUUUCUGUCAUUUAAUUUGAGAGGGAAUGCGGAAAAAAAGGAGAACACUUUAUCGAUUUGAAUAAGCAGAAAAUUAGGAUAAAUGCGGGAAAUCUCUAAUCUAAUUUGUCAUAUGGACAUUUAGAUCUCCUAUUGUCACUAUGACAAUAAGGAGUGUUGUGAUGCUCAAAAUGGGAAACCAUGGCUUCAUUUCCAGUUGGAACUACGUUGGUAGUCAAAAUAAGUCUAACAUAAUCGUCUGUCAUGGUGUUAUCAUUCUGUGUAGGAGUUGGGUAGCCCUAGUAAUCACAUAACCCUAAAAGUGACAGGUGGUGGUUUCUUGCUUUAUCAUAGAGUAAAUUUCUCCGGUACUAAACUAAUGGAGCGAGGAUAAUCAUAUGUUCAAACCAUUCUGGAAGAAGUCUUUGGGACCACUAAGAAAUGUGCAUAAACCCGUAAAUUCAUUAGGAAUUAUUUGAACUCAGGCUACAUGCACCAACUAUGGUUGAGCAUCAGAAAUUCGUUUGAAACAAAUAAAAAAUUCAUUCACGUGACAAAAAUAUGUAUUCUUCAUCAGUUUUCGUUGUAUCAGUUGGGUUAUGCACAAAUUACUUCUCCAUGACCAGUUACUAUGCUUACAGUUGAUGGAUCCACCAAUGGUCGAAUGGACUGCUUUCAAAUAUGACAAUAUUAUUUGGCUUGAUGCUGCAAUUCUUUAGGCUGUCGUUGUCUUUAACAAAUCACGGUCUUGGGCUGUGGUAACAAAAAUCAUUAUUUUUUUUUCCAAAAUUCCGUAUGAUGGCCUUGUUAAGUAGCCUCUUGUCUGCCCUGAGUUGAUCGAUUAUUGAACCAUUUUAAACAUAAAGUUCUAUGGACGAUAGUACCAUGACUACAUUAUAGCACUGAAUCAGGGGCUACUUUACAGGUCAUCAGGCGCUGGAUAAGCUAGAAAAUAGCUCACGCACAGUAAAAGGUGCAAUGAAUAUUUGUGAAGAUAAAGAUGCACUCUCAACUGCUCUUCUGCCCUUUAAAGAGUGUUCUGAUGGCGUUUUGGGUUCUUCCAGGUUAAUCUUGUGUUUUAUUGUGCCCCUUCUUUCAUACCUUGCCAUGCUCUUUCAUCAAUAAGGUCAAAACUGCAAUUUCAUCAACCAUGCAAUUGGUAGAAGCCGCCAAAAGUCCACGUAAUUUAUAGUAAUCCGUCGUUAAACCUCUUUAGGUGAUAUGUGGAAUUUGAAUUUUGCAUGAUCAAGUUUUAGUUUCCAUGAUCUCCAUUUGAACAUGAAAUCGUUUUGUUGGUUGUGUCUUGCAUGCAUCCGAUAAUGUGGAAAAUCUUCAAUGCAUUGAAGGCAUCAAGACCUGGGUGCCAGGCUGCUCACCUGGGGAACUCUGGUGAGGGUUUGCCCUGAAUUCAUGUCAGUGGCUUCUGCUGUCACAAAGAAAAACCCACACAAUGGUCACCCUCGGCCAAUACAUUACACGUAACAGUAUGCAAAGCUGUUCAUGCCAAACACAUAGCACAGUAGCCGACCAAUCAUGUGCCGGUUUGCCAUCACAUUCAGUCAAGCAUAUUGAUCGACAGUCACUGGUCGAAUGCAUAAUGCUAUGGGUGCAAUGUAUAAUUCAAAUCCACGGAAUUUUAUGUUUUUCUAUUAGUUAUUUUCUGAUUUUUUUUUCUUUAUGUUUGUAAUUUAUUUAUCUUAUUUUGCAGAAUAUUUUUCUCAAUAAAAAAAGUUCAAAUUUGUUAUAUUUGUCAUUGUGAAGGUUCUGAUUUUUUUUAACCAUUUUCAUAAAAAAUGUCUGUACUUAAAAUUUUCUAUCACAUUUAUAUUAUAUUUUCAGUUAAAACUUGUGUUGUGAAUUUUUAAAAAUAAGAAUUCUAUUUAUUUGUGUGCAACGUCGUGAUAAUAAAUCAUGUCACUUUUGUAGAUUAUUUAAUGAUAGUACUUUUCUUUGGCACUACUAUCAUGUGUAUCCGUUUCUAUACAAUUUCCUAUUUAUCAUUUGUUUGAUAUUUAGUUAAUGCUUCAGAUUUUUAAAUUAUUAAAAUUUGGCCUUUCUUGGGCCACGCCCAGGAUCUAGCCUUAUUGCACAGACAGUAAGGUAGUGAUCCACCGCGGCUUGGUUGCCUUGAAAAGGUUGAUUUAAGAAAUUUAAUGGGCACAAGGCAUCACAUUCCUGCCUUUGACAGUGGUCGGUCAGGUUAAUUCAAUUUUUACAUUUCAGAUGUUGUACUAGUUGGUAUUAAUUGGACCGUCGUGAAAUUGAUGGUGAUUUUUGCUUGGCUACUGAACAGGGACUUAAACUCUGCGCGCAUAAACCAGUCAUUCAAAAUUGUCACAAAUUUAAUAGCAGCGGGGGUUCUUAAUCAUUCUAUGGCACUGGAUAACAUAUUACGUGCUAUUGUCGAAUUUGUAUCUGUAAUUAUUGAAGUGAAUAUAUCUGAUUCUCAUGGCUUCUUGGUAAAGGUAAAAACAUCCCGUGUUUAUUUAUGGCUCUUUGCACUAAGAUCUGAAUGCAUAGCGUUUUGCAUGGGAUAUGUGCACUUCUUUAUAAUGGUGUCUAAAGCAUCAGUGAAUGAAGGCACCUAUGCCACAUUAUUUGUAUUAUUCUGCUUACUUUUUGUGAGAAUUUCUUUUUCCAUUUUCAGGGUUUGUCUAUUUUGAAGAAAUUAUUGGACUACAGUGGAAGUGGAGAUAGGCGUUCUUUUGUUGAACACUGGGUUGCUACUACAGGACUAUAUCCACAGGUUAUCCUUGACACGGUACAGAUUUAUUUUAGGCUCCGUAGUUUAGUCUUUGACUUAGCUUCUCUGUUAUCUCCAGGUCAUAAGAUACAAAAGUGAUAUAGCUGGAAGAGUGUUGUAUGAGUAUACUUCAUGCAUUUCCCUGAUGCUUUCUCGAGUUGCAUCGUCACUUAGGACACCGGAGCCACUUGAGGAAACUGAAUUGAUUUCUCCUUGUCAACAAUUUGAAGAAAUUUCAAAGCGUAUUUUACAUCAUGCCAGUCAGUCUGGCAUUGCGAAUCUACUGGUUGAAUGUUUAAUGGCUGCAGGAUCAAGUCUAAUAUCUGGCUCUUCUGAUAUGCUGCCAGCAGCUUGUGAAGCUUGUAAAGCCAUAUGGUACAUUAUAGAUUCGAUUGAGGCAUUGUCAGUUAAAGAAAGAAGCUAUUUCUUCCCUCUGGUGUCAUCAAAAAGCGAUCAGAUGCUUCAAUAUGACGUCAAGGAUCUAAAUCAGUGUUCAUUGCUUGGGACAGUUAGUAUGGUUGCAAAAUCCUUCCUUGAUUCAAAAGCUAUUCAAGUUGCUCUUUAUUAUUGCUUUCGCAAUGGCCUAGAAUCUGCUUUGCACGCUGUCCUUCAGGUAAUACUUGUGUUUUCCUCUCCAAGUAGGCCGUCUGUUGUCUUCAAGAAAAUCACAUUUUAAUUCAUUAUGCAAUCCUGCUUUCAUGAGAAUUUGUAUAAAUGUACUCCUGUUUCUAAAACGAAUUUCAUGUUAUCUUUUAAUUAUAUUAUCUGUACAUACUCCAUUGGAUUUAUGAAUAUAUGACCUAUGAAGCUUAAUCUGUACUGCACGAUUUAACGUUGCAUGUUUUUGUUAGUUCGUGUCUAUUUCAUGCUUUAUUAAUUUUUUCCAGCUGCUAUGGGGAGCCCUGUUCUAAGUUUUUUUCUAAUGGAAUCCUUUUGGCUUUUUCUUACAGCUUAUGCUACGCAUAUGUGUCUCCAGUAUCCCAGUAUGCAGUGUUGUCUGUGGUCUGCCAACUUCUGCAACUGUCUCUGCAGAUGUUGAGGGUGGCGGAGAUGGGACAAUUGUUUCUUAUCUUUUCUCUAUGUUGUCAUCUUUAAAUUCUUCUUAUUUAACUAAAGAGGAAGGAGAGGGGCGCAACCAAAAAUGUAAGUUGUCCAAGCCGCAUGCCCUGGUCUUGAACUGCUGCCUCAUCUUGGCUACAAUCGCACACCAGUUCAAGUUGGAUUACAGAGUUUCUGUCUCGUGUAUUCUUACUGGUUCUCCUAGAAAACAGCGUGAUCGACUUGCCAUCCUUAGCAACUUGUUUUCUUCUGGUGACAAAUUGGUGAAUCCGUUUCAACCUCACUCUGCAGCAGCUAUGCUUGCUUUAUCAUCACUUAUAUCCCUCGAAAGAAUUGGUCCUGCAAACUCCACUAUCACAGAAAUCAUGCUGACCCUUGUUCCUUCCAUAGCAACAUUGCGUCCGUACCUCAGGCUUCAGUCAUCCGGUGAAGCGGUAGCAAUUACCAAUGCUAAUGUGAUGUUGUCCAACUGGCACGGGCUAAGAGAUGGUUGUGUUGGGCUACUGGAAGCAAAACUAAAAAGGGGAGUGCCUCUAGACAUUGAGCAAGCAUGUUCAAACAACAUCCCUCAGCUUCUUCUCCAUAUGCUGGCCGGUGGACUUAAUAGAAACUCAGAGGAAACAGGUUUCAGGAAGGAUCCCGUUGGUCUAUCGCCGAUAGGAGUUGUUUGGGCUGUUUCUUCAGUUUGUCAGUGUCUUCAUGGCAGUGUAUACCGUGAUAUUCUUUUUAGAGGUGAACACAUUAAAGUUAUAGCUGACUUGGGGUCCGAGUCACACCUUAAGGAUGUACUAAGCUGGUGUGGACCUGGAGGAGGAAAGAUGGGGGUUAGAGAUCUAAUUGAUACCGUAGUUGAUCUUUUGGCAUUUCCAUUUGUUGUGGUGCAGAGUGCCCCUGGUUCACCAUCCAUGUCUGCGUCCAUUAGUAGUGGCCAUCUCCUUAACAUUGGUUCACCUGGCGCAAGAGUUGGUAUGGAAAACAGGGGCAUAGCUAAAGAUAUCGAAGCAAGGAUACCUCAAUAUCUUCAGAUCCUUUUGGAGGUUUUGUCUAGAUCUUUUCACUGUUUAGCCACUUGUUCACCGUUUGGCAUUUUCCUCUUAAUAAAUAUUUUCCAUUUCGCAGGUUGGUUUGCCUGGAUGCAUUCUUAGGAGUUUGAAAUAUGUGGAACCAAAAGAUUUAGCGAGACCUAUGGCUUUUGUUGCCAAAAUGGCAGGUUAUCGGCCUCUUGCUAUGCAGCUUCUGACAGAAGGCCUACUGGAUCCUCAAUGUGUUAGAAAGGUCUUUGGUGGUGGUUCUCCAAAGGAGUCUGUGCUCGACUUCCUGAUGAUCAUUUCUGAUUUGGCUCGUAUGUCUAAGGUCUGAAAUUCACUUUAGUUCGGUAUUUACUGUAUGUGAUAUGAUUUUAUCUUUUACUAUUUUGAUAUGGCGCAAAAGCUCUGAUUUUAGAUUAAAAAAAACAUCAGUUUAAACUGAUAUUCGUUAGCUGAUGUCAUUGAUUUCAAGUGACAUGGGGGAAAGUACAUUGCUAAAACAUCCUACAUUAAAAUAUUAUAAGAAGAACCAUAUUUUUUAUCGAUCUGAAGGUUUUUAUUCCUGCUCUCGUUUCGAAUAGAAUUAACUAUUAUCCAUAUUGUGAAGACAUGACGGCAAAGAUAAGGAUCAAUCAUUACAAAAAUUGAAACGUACAUGACAGGUAACUUUCCGACCCUCUCCUGACCAAGUCUAAAGUCAGGCUACGGCUUACCUAGAAACAAUUGUAGAGGACCAAACCUCAGGGGUCCUAUCAGAGUGUUCUGCUCAAAACCUCAAUGUCUUUGUCAGUCUUUGGUUGACUCAAUAAGGAAGGAUCUGUGAUAAAUCUUGACUGUCCUUUUUCUUUUACUUGUCGUAUCUCCGAGACAAUAUGAUUGUCUUUCGCAGAGGCUAAAAGCAUUAUAGUCGCUUCAUUUGGUAGAAAGUUUAAAUUGAUUGUUCAUUUUGACCAACGAAUUGUUGGGGGUCUCUCUUUCAUUGUGAAGCAUAUUAUCGUUAUAACACGUUUUUUUGUAUCAGUAUAUGCCUGAAUCUAUUGACUUCAUAUUGUCUCCUUAAAGUCAUCAGAAUAGUUUCAUACUCGUCUAUUGUGACCAUCCUUCGAACAUGAGAAUGUUCGUUGAAUGUUCAACUCCAAACUGUGAGCGGCUAAACCAGAGUGUAAUGACUCAGUAUUUUAAGAUCUGAGGUUAAAUUUUAAUGCAAUGAUUUUAGUGCUUAUAUAUCACUUAUGUAGCACAUAUAUUCAGAAUGUAGUCAUCCGUGAAAUGAUAACAUUACAGGACUUCUAUGAAGCUAUUGACAAGUCAUAUUUAUUGGAGUUCUUGAGAGACUUUUUAAGCCACGAAGAAGCAGAUGUGCGUGCAAAGGCUUGCAGUGCUAUAGGAAAUAUGUGCCGCUACAGCUCCUAUUUUUAUAAUUCACUGGUAUUUUUUUGCGGUAUUCUGCCUACUCAUUUUAUUUUACUUUUGUCUACCUGUUGAUCUCAUCUUAUUCUGUUGUUUGGAAGUGCAGGCAAAAUAUAAAAUCAUUGGUCUCCUGAUUGAUAGGUGCGCUGAUCCAGACAAACGCACCCGAAAAUUUGCAUGUUUUGCUGUAAGUUUUUCGUCAUUCUCUUCAAUUUAUGAUCCUAGCUACUCCUCAAUUUCAAGGAUGAUGAGUAUCCAGUGGAUGAUAUGCAGAUGUUCCUUUGUUUGUUUUUAGAUUGGAAAUGCUGCGUACCACAGUGACAGUCUAUACAAGGAGCUCAGUAAAUCUAUACCUCACCUUACAAGGCUUCUCCUUGCAGCAGAGGAGGAGAAGACUAAGUCCAAUGCUGCAGGUGCUCUCAGCAAUCUGGUUCGCAACUCUGACGCAUUAUGUGAGGACAUCAUCUCUCAAGGGGCCUUGCAGGUUUGUCACGUCAGACGCACCAUCAAACUACACAUCUGCAUGUAAUCAAUCGGUUCAAGAUGCUCCAUCAUAUCUUCCAUCGGUGAAAAGUUAAUCAUAGUUUUCGGUCAGGCCCUAAAAAUGGUCUUCAUUCAACUUCUACUGUUACAAUGCGUCCUUUGCAGUAGUCUUGGUGAAACUUUCUCCUAGUGUCCUCUUUUGGAAAAUUCUGGCAAUCAUGCAUGUGAUUUACGAGGCUUUUUCUCUUAAGUCAGGCGCCGAGUCAAAGCUGUAAUUUUUACAUCCACAUAACACUUCAACGAGAUUCCACUGAAGCCAGAUUUCUUAAUGAGAUCUGGGCAUGGUAUAGGCUUUAGUUUUUUCAAUACUUGGUUCAUCCCCUGAAGUCAGUCUCUGCAUGCUUCAUGUUAGUCUUUUUUGGCAUAGUUUCCUUGAUGGGGAGCUCCGUCUUCAGGUUUUUCUUGUGUAACCAUGGGCCAAUGGUGGGUGGUAAGAUCGGAUUGGGGUGGUUGGAUUGCUCACUGCCGGUCCCAAUCCUGGGUUGGGUCUGCUUGCUGCAUCAUGCUUGAGUUUAAGUUUCCUCUUUUCUUUCCCUGCAGGCGCUGUUGAAGCUGGUGAAUGACUACUUUGCUCUUGCGAUGGACCUGGGAAGAGUAGACGCCAUGAAGGAGUCGCCACUGAGAAUAGUGUUGUUUGCAUUGAGGAAGAUGUGUGAGCACGCUCCUUGCAGGCACUACAUGCGCUCAUCUGAACUCUUCCCCGCCGUUGUUCAGCUCAAGAAAUCAUCCGACUCUGCUAUGGCAACCUACGCUUCGGGGAUUAUCGCCAAAGUCUCUCAAAUGUAA
Messenger RNA from Spirodela intermedia, 14476 nucleotides. NCBI's taxonomy places the organism in Eukaryota, Viridiplantae, Streptophyta, Magnoliopsida, Alismatales, Araceae. The record is from the annotation of a GenBank genome assembly.